AUGGCCAUGGGAUCUGCUGAUUCACAACCAUCUCUCUCGAGUGCUUCACGGCAUCGGAGAAGAUCUAACCGUAACCUGAAAAACACAGAUGAUUCAAAGGAUGGCAUCAAAUUUCUUAUGUGGGCUGCAAUAAUUGCAGCAGCGGUGACAGUUGUUAUGGGUUUCACCUGUACAAAGGUUUACAUGAGUUCUGCUCCAGGUUUAGGCAUCACAGGUUUGGUCAAGAAAGCAAUAUUCGUCGCUUUUGUGCUGUGCAACAGCAUUCCAAUGCUCACUUCUGUUGUAGCACUAAUGCAUCUCCUUUGGGCACAACGUCAGAGUGAUUUCCAACCGAUUCAGAAAGCUAUGCUAAGAGCCAUGGCACUUGUAACAGUUGCUUUUGUGUCUGUUUUGGUUGCUUUUAUGGUCGGAGUUUGUCUCCUGCUGAUCCUUCUCCCAUGGCGUACUUAUUUCAAAUAA
Molecule: messenger RNA, 459 nt
Organism: Microthlaspi erraticum
Lineage: Eukaryota; Viridiplantae; Streptophyta; Magnoliopsida; Brassicales; Brassicaceae
Source: the annotation of a GenBank genome assembly